Egretta garzetta (little egret) is the source of this 5412-nucleotide messenger RNA. It is a transcript of the gene CHD5, whose product is annotated as chromodomain helicase DNA binding protein 5. The transcript is spliced from 36 exons. Bases 1 to 5412 code for a protein of 1803 amino acids. Gene Ontology annotation, molecular function: ATP-dependent chromatin remodeler activity; chromatin binding; ATP binding. The record is from RefSeq and is a predicted model, not a curated record. Gene Ontology annotation, biological process: negative regulation of transcription by RNA polymerase II; translation; chromatin remodeling. NCBI's taxonomy places the organism in Eukaryota, Metazoa, Chordata, Aves, Pelecaniformes, Ardeidae. Gene Ontology annotation, cellular component: nucleus; NuRD complex; chromatin.
AUGGCUAAGGAGCAGUUCCUGCAGGAAAGGAUCAAGGUGAACGGCAAAGCGGGAAACCUGGGCGGGGGCGUGGUGACCAUCGAGAGGAGCAAGAGCAAGAUCACGGUCACGUCAGAGGUCCCGUUCUCAAAGAGCCUGCCCCUGUCGCCCGAGGGCGAAACGCUGAAGCCUCGGGUGUUCGUGGGUGCGCAGCGGCGAGGAGCUGGGCACCGGGAGUGCGGGGGCAGGCGCUGCUGGGCCAGGCUCUGCCGGGAUCUGCAUCGGAUCAGCUGCCGGCACGAGGGUCUCCCGGAGGGGCCGUGGCCUGAUGCUGCCGCUCGGCUGCGCUCCUCUGAGAGGGGUAAAUGCGACCGCGGUGUCCCGUGUGCCUGUGCGAUCCGUCCGCAUGAGCUGUCCCUUUUGUCCCCAGAAGAAGAUGAUGGGGUGCUGGAAGGACUGGAUGAGUUUUUCGCAGAAGAGCAAGUUGCUGUGCAGAAAAAAAAGAAAUCCAAGAAGCUGAAAGAUGGCAAGGCUGCCAAAAUCAAGAGGAGGAAGAAGGAGGGUAGCAACGAUGAAAUGUCAGACAAUGAAGAGGAGAUUGAGGAGAAAUCGGAGAGCGAAGGAAGUGACUAUUCCCCCAACAAAAAGAAGAAGAAAAAACUGAAGGACAAGAAGGAGAAAAAACCAAAACGGAAAAAGAAGGAUGAAGAGGAGGAUGACAACGAGGAUGGAGGCCUAAAGGAGCCCAAGAGCUCAGCCCAGCUGAUGGAAGAAUGGGGCCUCGAUGACGUAGAUUACAUUUUCUCGGAAGAAGAUUAUCAUACUCUGACUAAUUACAAGGCCUUCAGCCAGUUUCUCAGGCCUCUGAUUGCCAAGAAGAACCCCAAGAUCCCCAUGUCCAAGAUGAUGACCGUGCUCGGCGCCAAGUGGCGAGAGUUCAGUGCCAACAACCCAUUCAAGGGCAGCUCAGCAGCAGCGGCAGCACCAGCCGUGGCUGCGGCGGUGGAGAUGGUCACCGUCGCCCCGCCGCUUGCCGCCAGCCCCCAGCAGUCUGCCUUGCCCACUGUUGUCAGGAAGGCCAAGACCAAGGAGGGCAAGGGUCCAGGUGUGCGGAAGAAAAUCAAGGGCUCCAAAGAUGGGAAGAAAAAGGGGAAGGGGAAAAAGAUGGCAGGCUUGAAAUUCCGGUUUGGAGGAAUCCCCAGCAAAAGGAAAAAGGGCUCCUCUAGCGAAGAGGAGGAACAGGAGGAAUCUGACUUCGACAGCGCCAGCAUCAACAGCUCCUCAGUGCGCUCCGAGUGCUCGGCUGGCCUGGGGAAGAGAGGGAAGAGGAGGAGAAAGAAAAAGAGGAUCGAAGAAGGGGACGGGUACGAGACGGACCACCAGGACUACUGCGAGGUGUGCCAGCAGGGAGGGGAGAUCAUCCUGUGCGACACCUGCCCCCGCGCCUACCACCUCGUCUGCCUGGACCCCGAGCUGGAGAAGGCCCCCGAGGGCAAGUGGAGCUGCCCCCACUGUGAGAAGGAGGGCAUCCAGUGGGAGCCCAAGGAGGAGGAGGAGGAAGAAGAGGAGGGCGGCGAAGAGGAGGAGGACGACCACAUGGAGUUCUGCCGGGUCUGUAAGGAUGGAGGGGAGCUGUUGUGCUGCGACACCUGCCCGUCCUCCUACCACCUCCACUGCCUGAACCCGCCGCUGCCGGAAAUACCAAACGGUGAAUGGCUCUGCCCUCGCUGUACAUGCCCUCCCUUGAAGGGCAAGGUCCAACGCAUCCUGCACUGGGCCUGGAAAGAGCCGCCAGCCACCCCGCUGCCGCCCGUGCUGCCCGCCCCAGAUGCGGAGCUGGCUCUGCCCCCGCCGAAGGCGCUGGAGGGGAUCCCGGAGCGCGAGUUCUUUGUGAAGUGGGCAGGCCUCUCCUACUGGCACUGCUCCUGGGUCAAGGAGCUGCAGCUGGAGCUCUACCACACCGUGAUGUACCGCAACUACCAACGGAAGAACGACAUGGAUGAGCCGCCGGCCUUCGACUACGGCUCUGGCGACGAGGACAGCCAGCGGGAGAAGCGGAAGAACAAAGACCCACAGUAUGCCAAGAUGGAGGAGCGGUUCUACCGCUACGGCAUCAAGCCCGAGUGGAUGAUGAUCCACCGCAUCCUGAACCACAGCUUUGAUAAAAAGGGAGACAUCCAUUACCUGAUCAAGUGGAAAGACCUGCCGUACGACCAGUGCACCUGGGAGAUGGACGAGAUAGACAUCCCGUACUACGAAAACCUCAAACACCUCUACUGGAACCACAGGGAGCUGAUGCUGGGGGAGGACACGCGCCCUCUGAAGAAGCUGAACAAGAAAGGGAAAAAGCUGAAAGAGGAGAAGCUGGAAAAGCCUCCAGAAACGCCUCUGGUGGAUCCUACGGUGAAGUUUGACAAGCAGCCGUGGUACAUUGACGCCACGGGAGGCACGCUCCAUCCUUACCAGCUGGAAGGGCUAAACUGGCUGAGAUUCUCCUGGGCCCAAGGGACGGAUACAAUCCUGGCUGACGAGAUGGGGCUGGGGAAGACUGUGCAGACCAUUGUGUUCUUGUAUUCCCUGUACAAGGAGGGCCACUCGAAAGGGCCGUAUCUGGUCAGCGCCCCUCUCUCCACCAUCAUCAACUGGGAGCGUGAGUUUGAGAUGUGGGCACCUGACUUCUAUGUCGUGACCUACACGGGGGACAAAGAAAGCCGCUCGGUCAUCCGGGAAAAUGAGUUUUCUUUUGAAGACAAUGCCAUCCGGAGCGGAAAGAAGGUCUUCCGGAUGAAGAAGGAAGCCCAGAUCAAGUUCCAUGUCCUGCUCACCUCCUAUGAGCUGAUCACAAUUGACCAGGCGGUGCUGGGCUCCAUCGAGUGGGCCUGUCUGGUGGUGGACGAAGCGCACAGGCUGAAGAACAACCAGUCUAAAUUCUUUAGAGUACUAAAUAGCUACAAGAUCGAUUACAAGCUGCUGCUCACUGGGACUCCGCUCCAGAACAACUUGGAAGAGCUCUUCCACCUGCUCAAUUUCCUGACUCCCGAGAGGUUUAAUAACCUGGAGGGGUUCCUGGAGGAGUUCGCAGACAUCUCCAAGGAGGACCAGAUCAAAAAGCUCCACGAUCUGCUGGGUCCUCACAUGCUGCGGCGGCUCAAGGCAGAUGUGUUCAAGAACAUGCCGGCCAAGACGGAGCUGAUCGUGAGAGUGGAACUGAGCCAGAUGCAGAAGAAGUACUACAAGUUCAUACUGACGAGGAAUUUCGAAGCCCUGAACUCAAAAGGUGGUGGGAACCAGGUCUCGCUGCUGAACAUCAUGAUGGACCUGAAGAAGUGCUGUAAUCACCCGUACCUUUUUCCUGUGGCGGCGGUGGAGGCCCCGGUUCUGCCCAACGGAUCCUACGAUGGGAAUUCUUUGGUCAAAUCUUCCGGGAAACUGAUGCUGCUCCAAAAGAUGCUGAAGAAGUUACGGGAUGGGGGCCACAGAGUUCUGAUCUUCUCCCAGGCGUUCAGCAGAGCUCACCGCAUUGGGCAGAACAAGAAGGUGAUGAUCUACCGCUUCGUCACCAGAGCCUCCGUGGAGGAGCGCAUCACCCAGGUGGCCAAGAGGAAGAUGAUGCUCACCCACUUAGUGGUCCGCCCGGGGCUUGGCUCCAAGUCGGGCUCCAUGACCAAGCAAGAGCUGGACGACAUCCUCAAGUUUGGAACAGAAGAGCUCUUCAAGGAUGAUGUGGAAGGCAUGGUGUCUCAGGGACAGCGGAUCGCCAUGCCAGACACUGUCACCCCUUUCUCUGACACGCUGUCAACCAAAGGGGGUGCGGUGACUCCCGGCAUAAAGAAGAAGCAUGGUGGCACCCCACCAGGUGACAAUAAGGAUGUGGAUGACAGCAGUGUGAUCCACUACGACGACGCUGCCAUCUCUAAGCUUCUGGACCGAAACCAGGAUGCAACUGAUGACACGGAGCUGCAGAACAUGAACGAGUAUCUCAGCUCCUUUAAAGUGGCCCAGUAUGUUGUGAGAGAAGAGGACGGUGUGGAGGAGGUGGAACGUGAGAUCAUCAAGCAAGAGGAGAAUGUGGACCCCGACUACUGGGAGAAGCUGCUGCGGCACCACUAUGAGCAGCAGCAGGAGGAUCUGGCCAGGAACCUGGGGAAAGGGAAGAGAAUCCGCAAGCAGGUCAACUACAACGACGCCUCGCAGGAGGACCAAGAGUGGCAGGACGAGCUCUCUGACAACCAGUCGGAGUACUCCAUUGGCUCCGAGGACGAGGAUGAAGACUUUGAAGAGAGGCCAGAAGGUCAGAGUGGCAGGAGACAAUCCCGGAGGCAGCUGAAGAGUGACCGGGACAAGCCUCUCCCUCCUUUGCUGGCAAGAGUUGGGGGGAAUAUCGAGGUUCUCGGCUUCAAUGCCCGCCAGCGCAAGGCGUUCCUGAACGCUAUCAUGCGCUGGGGCAUGCCGCCCCAGGACGCCUUCAACUCUCACUGGCUGGUCCGCGAUCUGCGAGGGAAGAGCGAGAAGGAGUUCAGGGCGUACGUCUCUCUCUUCAUGAGACACUUGUGUGAACCUGGGGCAGAUGGUGCCGAAACCUUUGCGGACGGUGUUCCCCGGGAAGGGCUCUCACGGCAGCACGUGCUGACUCGCAUAGGAGUCAUGUCACUAGUAAGGAAGAAGGUCCAGGAGUUUGAGCAUGUCAACGGGAAGUACAGCACCCCAGACCUGAUUCUCGAGGGCCCGGAGGGCAAGAAAUGCAGCGAGAUUGUUUCUUCAGAUCCCAACACCCCUGUCCCAGCCAGCCCAGCCCAGCACGUGGGACCUGUGGCCCUUGCAGACAAAACAGAAACGCAACUUGGGUUCCAGGAGGAAAAGGACCAAGUGGAGCAGAAGUCCAGGAAGGUGUCUGACGGCCAGGUGCCUGUGAGUGCCGAGAAGGUGGAAAGCGAAGAGCACCCAGAAAGCUGCGACAGCAAAGAGAAACCGAGGGAAGAGAAGCAAGAGGAGAGUGAAAAGGCUGAGCCUUCUCCUGAGCCUCUGGUGAAAGAUGAGGGGAUCCAAGAGAAGGAGAAGCCUCUGGAGAAGCCAGAGUUGAGCAGCAGCCCAGGGAAAGGGGAGGACAAAGAAGUCAAACCAGCAGAGGAUGCCAGGGCGGAGGAGAAGGAGCAAAGCGAGGCUCAGCAAAACGGUGACAAAGAGGAGGAGGAGGAUGGGAAGAAGGAUGACAGAAACGUGAACUUCCGAUUCAUGUUCAACAUCGCUGACGGUGGCUUUACAGAGCUACACACGCUGUGGCAGAACGAGGAGAGGGCUGCCAUCUCCUCCGGCCAGAUCUACGACAUCUGGCACCCGCCUGACCGGACCGUGCUUUCUGCUGGCACAAACCGCGGGGGCAGCUGGAGCCUGCAGAGCGGUACCGGCUUGCGCUGGUGCAGGGUCUGGUCCUGA